Molecule: messenger RNA, 1340 nt
Organism: Lycium barbarum (goji berry)
Lineage: Eukaryota; Viridiplantae; Streptophyta; Magnoliopsida; Solanales; Solanaceae
Product: 2-hydroxyisoflavanone dehydratase-like
Exons: 1
Coding region: 177-1172 (331 amino acids)
Molecular function (GO): hydrolase activity
Source: RefSeq, a predicted model, not a curated record
AUCAUUGAAAGUCCUGGUUUACGAAUCUUUUGAUUAUUGGUUCAACCGGUCCUUUGAUCACCACUUAAGACAAAUAAAACAAGACAACCAAAUUUCCAUUAUAUAAACAUCCACUGUGAUUCCAGUUUUUGUACCCAAAUCAACUUCCUAAUUAUCCACCUUGUAAUACUCCAUAUAUGGCUUCAUCAUUUGAUAACGUAAAUGAUUUAGUGGUUGAUCUUUAUCCACUCUUCCGUAUCUAUAAGGACGGUCGAGUGGACCGUUGUGAUGACACAAGUGCUAGCAUAGGCUUAUCCAGCUACGUGCCCCCAUCGCUUGAAGAUCCACAAACUGGUGUCUCAUCCAAAGAUGUCACAAUUUCACCACAUGUUUCUGCUAGACUCUACCUCCCAAAAAACACCACUAGUACCAACAACCAAAAACUUCCCAUCUUUGUGUAUUACCAUGGUGGUGGUUUAAUUGUGGGGUCCGCGUUCUCUCACGUUCACCAUUGUUACCUCAACAUCUUGGUUUCUGAAUCAAAUGCUAUUGCAAUUUCGAUAGAGUACAGGCUAGCCCCAGAGCAUGACGUGCCAACGAUUUACCAAGAUUGUUGGGCUGCACUUAAAUGGGUCGCAUCUCAUGCUAGUGACAAAUCAGCUUUAGUUAAUAAAGACCCGUGGUUAACAAACCAUGGUGACUUUGACAAAUUGUUUAUAGCUGGGGAUAGUGCUGGCGGAACUAUAGUUUAUAAUAUGGCCAUGAGAGCGGGAAGAGAAGGUGGUAUUAUUGAAAAUGUCCCCAUUUAUGGUUCAAUUCUUGCUUUUCCUUGGUUCUUGAUUCCAAUUGAAAACAUUGAGCAAGUUGUAUCGUACAAUAUUUGGAUGGCCAUCGCCCCUACCUCGGAAUCUGGAAUUAAUAGUUCCAUGAUUAAUCCACUUGCUGAGAAGGCUCCUUGUUUGUCAGGGCUAGCCUGCUCAAGAUUGUUUUUGUGUAUUGGAGAGAAAGAUGAGUAUAUUCCAAGAGAAAUUGGGAUUAAAUUCGUCGAUGGUACGAAGAAAAGUGGGUGGAAAGGAGAGUUAGAGUUCAUUGAAUUUAAAGGCGAAGGUCAUUGCUUUCAGAUGAAAAACCCCGAAGAAGAGAAAGCUCAAAAUUUGAUCAAGCGUAUUGCUUCUUUCAUCCAACAUAAGUGAUUACACAAGUCCUGAAAUAUUAGAGCUCGUAAAGUAGUGUAAUUAAUAAGUCCUUGUUGGUACUUGGUUGCUCGGAAAUUGUCUUAGUUUCUAUUAAGAACAUUUACUAUUUACAGUUAUAAAGUAUUUGGUUCUUAUUCUAAUGAAAGAUCUGGCUCGAUCGAUAUA